This is a messenger RNA of Volvox carteri f. nagariensis, 897 nucleotides long. RefSeq lists its product as uncharacterized. The coding region runs from base 1 to 897 and encodes 298 amino acids. Gene Ontology annotation, biological process: cardiolipin biosynthetic process; CDP-diacylglycerol biosynthetic process. Gene Ontology annotation, cellular component: mitochondrion. The transcript has 9 exons. Lineage: Eukaryota; Viridiplantae; Chlorophyta; Chlorophyceae; Chlamydomonadales; Volvocaceae. Gene Ontology annotation, molecular function: phosphatidate cytidylyltransferase activity. The record is from RefSeq and is a predicted model, not a curated record.
AUGUCUAGCCAGAUGUACACCCGUCAGACGAACUUGUCACGCAACCCCGGCCACUACUCCUGGGUGGGCCGCCUUGGGGCCCGCACGGUGUGCGGCAUCUCGGAGGCGGUGGGAGUGGGGGUGCACUUCAACACGCUGGUGCCGCUGAGUGAGCAGAUGACCAUCAAGUACGGCGUCAUCGAGGCGGGUUCCCUGGAGCGAGAUCUGCUCCUCUGGGAGCACCUCUACGUGGCGGGGCGGCUCCACAAACCCGUGACGGCGCUGCUGCCGGAGCUGCUGCGCACGUUGGUGGGUUUGAGCUAUCGAGGGGAUGUACGGCUGGCGGUUGGGGCGGAGGACCCGCAUAAGGUGCAGCGAAUUGUGGACGGCAGUUGGGACGAGCUGUACGGCAUGUACCUGCCAUUGCUAACCGAGUCGGGUCGGUACUCGGCACUGGGUUUGGAGGUGGCGGGGCAUGUGGAGCACCCGGGCGGUGGGGGAGGGGGCCCCCCCCGGGGGGGAUGUCGCAUGUGGCGGCAGUCCAAGGACCCGGACGCCCAGGCGGCUGCAUUGCGGUUACUGGCUCCCGGGCUGUUGCAUGAGAUGGCGGGCAGGUUGGGUUAUCACGUGCCCCUACACCACCUGGCCCCCAGUACGACAACUCAGAUGGAGGUGGUGGCGGCGGCCAUGCGGUCGGGGGCACCGCAGCGGCUGGCGGCAGACAGCCUGGCGGCAAUUGUACGGAGAUCUAGCAUCUACCAGGCGGCUGCGGGGCUGCUGGCAGCGGGCGGGGGCAAGGCGGUGCAGUACGUGGGAGCCAAGGUGGUGAAGGCGCACCGUCUGUCACAACCUUCGCGCGGUUUCCUUCUUAGGGAGACUUUCUUGGGAGCUUCGAGAAGUACCAGCCUAGGUUGUUGA